AUGGGCACUGCCAUCCAGAGCGGCGGCAAUGGUCUCUCCAGCCUCCCCACCUCCGUUGUCGGCGGCACGCCCACCACCAUCUCGUUCAGCGCUCCCGUGAGCACCAUCUCCACCGGGGUCCUCGGCGGCGGGAUGACCGUUACCGAGGACACACCCUUCAGCGAGGACCCUAGCGCGACCGUCGCGACGGACGCGUUCACCACCGUGUUCCCGACGGCGUUCCCUAGCGUAUCGGUUACGGACCUUCCGAUCUGCGAAGUCCCUUGGGUAUCGGGCACGUACGCGGGGAUCCCAUCUGCUAGUGCUUCUGUAACCACCGGUGACGUGGGCUCGCAGAAUCUCAAGGCGGAGGUCAAGACGGGCGCUGCGACCACGUUGGUGAAUACGGGCAGCGUCGCGGGUCUGGCGGCUAGCGUCGUCGCUGGAUUUAGUUGA
Molecule: messenger RNA, 435 nt
Organism: Cyclocybe aegerita
Lineage: Eukaryota; Fungi; Basidiomycota; Agaricomycetes; Agaricales; Hemipholiotaceae
Source: the annotation of a GenBank genome assembly